Messenger RNA from Culex quinquefasciatus (southern house mosquito), 2777 nucleotides. It is a transcript of the gene l(2)41Ab, whose product is annotated as coiled-coil domain-containing protein 40. Bases 25 to 2673 code for a protein of 882 amino acids. NCBI's taxonomy places the organism in Eukaryota, Metazoa, Arthropoda, Insecta, Diptera, Culicidae. The record is from RefSeq and is a predicted model, not a curated record. Gene Ontology annotation, biological process: axoneme assembly. The transcript is spliced from 6 exons. Gene Ontology annotation, cellular component: cytoplasm.
GGACGAACAGGCUGCGUUUUAACUAUGAAUCCUGAGGAGAACCCAACUUCGAUCAGUGUCCAGGCGGAUGAGUUUAACGCGUCGAUCGUGGACCAGUCAGGGGUGCUGGAGAAGGAUCACCCGUUGCUGGAGCGGUUCCAGCAAGCCCUUAAGGCUCACCUGCUGCGGGUGAAGGACCAACUCGAAGAAGAGAUUGCGGAGUUGGACCAUCGGCUGGAGCAGAAUGAAAAGGACUCCGAGGAGGUCGGUGCCCGGCUGUACGAUCUGCAGGAGGAGAUCGACAGCCAGAAGGAGCUGCUGGAUAUCUACGGAAAGGAGAUCAUGGAGGUCUCCGCUAGACGGAAGAUUGCCGAGGAAAUGGCUGCCGGCUACAAGAAAGAGUAUGACGAAGAAAACCUGAAGCUGAAGGAGUUCAAAAGGAUCCAUAACGAACAUCUGGUUGAACUGGAUAAUUUGACCAUCCUGGAGGCCGAGUUCUCCAAGUGGGACCAGGAGAUCAAAGACGAAAUCGCGGUUGCCAAACGGGUUGCUAGCAAAGACGUCAAGGACCAAAUGGCAGCGGCAGAGGAAAAGAGAAAGAAAGAUUUGCUUGUGUUCAAUCUGGAUGCGGAGGUUCGCAGGAAGGAACGUGAGCUAGAGGGAAUCGAAGAGCAGAUUAAAGAACAGGAGGGUGCUACCGACGUGAUCAAUAGAAGCUUGGCGGAUGCCAACUCAGAUCUCGAGGUGCUCCAACAUGAGCACAAACGGCUGUUUCAAGCGUGGGGCGAAGUGAUCGUAGCCAUUCAGCAGCGUGAUAGAGUUCUUUCCAGAACUAAAGAAGAACUGGAGAAAGUUUACGAGGAGCACAAGGUAAUCAAGAGCAAGACUGAUAUCACCAAGAAGACCGCUGCCAAGGAAAUGGAACAAAACGAAAAGUUGUCAGGGUUCAAGGCAAGAAUCCAGGGCGAUAUCAAUGUACUGGAAAAACAGGUUAACAAAGAGCAAGAGGAGGAGGACAAGCUGACGCGCGAGUUGGAUCACUACGCGUUGAUUCUGGAACAAACCGAAGCGGACAUGUUAAAGGCUCAGCAGGAGGGACUCCUGAUCGCGAACCACCUGAAAUCGCUUCGCCAAACGCUGAACCAACAGAAUCAGAAAAAGUUCGAACUUGAAGAGCAAAUUUUGGAGCUGCUGCAGGAUCAGAUAACCACCGAUAAAGCGGGAGAAUCCCAGGGUAAGACACUGCGUGAAACGCAGGAGAAGCGUAGGGAGCUGGAAAUCGGAAUGUCCGACACCGAGCACAAGCUGUCUAUUGCGCUGCUGGACUUGGAGAAGUGGCGUGGAAUUGUGGAAAAGUCCAAGGGAGAAGUAUCGCAAAUUAAGAAGGAGCACGAUUCUCUGGACAACGAGGCGAGAAAGUACGACGACGAAAUAAAAAUCAUUAAGGAAAUCAUAGCGACCAAGUUGCGCAAGCUGGACUCGUUGAAUCGUCAACUGGAGCAGUUAAUUACACAAGCUGGUGGUCACGAACUGAAUCCGGACGAGCUGAAGCUGCUGGACGUGCAGCACGAUAUCCUGGAGCUAGACGCUAAGAUUAAGGAAGCACAAGAAAAUUGGUUGAAGCUGCAAAACAGUGUCGUAAGCCUGUCGGAGAAACGUGUGCAGCAGUUGAACGAUAUCAAUUAUUCACGAAAGAAGCUGUUGUUAGUCGAGCAAAAGGCUAUCAAAAUCGAAACACGCCUCGAGGAAGUUUUGAGUGAGAACCGGGAGAUUGUACGCUCUCUGUCCACGCUCAAUUCACGGCUGGACACGGUCAGUCUGGAGCUGUUCAAGACUAAGAAAACUCACGAGAAGGAAGAAAUGGAGUGUGAGAUUUCGCACCAGCAAACCACGGAGCGUUUGAGAGAGGCGGAACUGUCCGUGCUGAACCUUGAGCAAGAUCUGGCCGAUUUGGGCAAGGAAAUUGACGAGUGCAAGCAGGAAGUGCUGGACAAGCACCGCGAAGCGCUGUCCUGGGAGACCAAGUACAAAAUGUCUUACGAAGCGAAGAAGUUCAAGGAUGAAGAGUCGGCGCAAAACAGCGAGAUCGGUAUAAUGAAGGCUGAAAUCCAUCGCAUGCAGGUUCGGUUUUUGCAGCUUAAACGUAUGCAGGAGAAGCUGGUUACCGAUUUGGAGAAUACGGUUCAUCACAGGGAACAUAUUUUCGAUUCCGUCAACGCAAGGGAGAAGGUUUACGGGAGCAAGUUCAAGUCUCGCUCGACGAUGCAGCACAAGAUUAACGAGUUGAAAAACAAGCUGAAAAUAGUAUUUGGGGAAAUUUCGGACACCGAGAAGAACUUGAUUGAGAUCGAUACAGCUCAAAAAUUGCUGCAAGCGGAGAUUGAGAACAAGUCGCAACAAAUAGAGGAGGAAAAAAUUCAAACAAGUCUGAUAAAGUCGGAAAUCGAGCAGGCUACACUGUUGAAACAAGAGAACUUGGACUACAUCGUACGCCACCAGUAUCGCGCUAGACGAUACCGUGCAUUUGCCGGCGCUAAUCAACUGCCCAAAUUUCGGAAUGAGAUCCUGAUCCAGGCCGACUUGCAGCGCCAGCGUGAAAUCAACGAAACCAUCGGUGGAAUUGUGGAGAACUUGAUGAUUGAUUUUCCCGGACAGAGAUUUAACCUGUCCAAGAUUUGGCAAACUUUGAAGUAAUUUUUAACACUUGAAAUUUUGGUUUGGUUUGGAUUGCUUCAGUGUGAAUUGCAAGUGAGAGUUAUUCAAAACAAUUAAAUAAAGCUUUUAUUUCCGAACAACAA